Messenger RNA from Adineta ricciae, 246 nucleotides. The record is from the annotation of a GenBank genome assembly. NCBI's taxonomy places the organism in Eukaryota, Metazoa, Rotifera, Eurotatoria, Adinetida, Adinetidae.
AUGUUGUUCUUGUCAAUUCAGCAUGGAGACACGAUAACUAUAGCCGAUGACAAUGACGUCAUCAAAGAUCGAAUUAAUAAAGCCUAUACAACGUGCUGUGGUCUCUCCCUUCCAUAUAAUCCACUAUUAUCCGAUCGUGAUCUCGGUGUGGAAGUUCGAAAACAUCUUGAGGGUAUGCGGGAUCCAAAACAGGAACUAUGGAAACCAUUCUACACGCUGAUGUAUGCCACAACUGCAUGGAGUUAA